UGUACUUUGAAUUUUUUAAACCCUUUUCUCUUUCUCUCUCUCUCUCUCUCUCUUUAUUCCUCCUUUCCAUCCUCUUUAUUUUAUAUCAUUAAGAUAUAACCCUUUCCAUUCCUUUUUUUUUAUUUUCUUUUUUAAGAAAAAAAAUCCAUAGUCAUUCGUUAUAACAUGUUUAACACAAUUUAUAAAUUAAGAUUAUUUAUUGAGGAAACCUCUCAAUACUAUCCUAUCCUUCUUUGCGCCAUUAAGGAUAAAGAACCUACUUUUAAUGAUUUAAUGAAGUAUAUUCAACGUACAAUCAGCAUGAAUGUUAACUUGAAUAAUUGUCAUUUUGCAACUGUUGACACGAAUAUUAUUUUAUCUGACGAUUAUAGUUUCAAAAAUGCAUUAAAAUGUUCAAUAUUAAAUCGAAAAAGACUAGAAAUUGUUCUUUAUAAUAAUAAUUCAAAGAAAAUUAGCCUUUCUUCAACUUUAGUUACUAGUACUCAUCAUACACAUUCAGAAAUUAAAGUUGACAAUGCCCCAGUUAUUAAACCAACCGCCUAUAAAUGGAUGCCUGAUAGUUUAUCUCUUAAUACAAUAGUUAAUACUGACUCAUUACACCAAAUGAGUUAUGUUCGACGUAGCCAUAAUAAGCAAAAUUUUUAUCAUGAAAAUCUUGAUGGGCCGCUUAGAAAGAAACAAAGAGUAUUGCUAAACCAUCCUCAUUCACGUAAAUUACCUGAACCGUAUUCAAUAGCUUCGAAAUCCUUACUUUCCUUCAGAAAUAAUAAUAACAUUAUCUUGGAUCAUAACAAUAAUAGUCCACAUCCACUUGAGAUACGUCCUAAAGGACAAUCGAUUGCCACAGACUCGACUACUUUACCCUAUAUUUCUUCUGCCUUUUCAUCUUCCCCAACUCCUACUUUACCUGCUAUUUCAUCUCUGACAGUACGUAAUGAAGAUUUCUUUUUAGGCUUUCAGCAGCUUGCUCCCAUUAUCCAUCAUGAAGAAGAAGAAGAAGGAAUGAAAGGAAAGCUAAAUAAAAAAAGAAUUCGAGCAAGUGUAGCCAGUACAAAUCAUACUCAUAAUGUACAACAAACAGCAAUUUAUCAAUGUGACCAUAUCGCAGAAUCAGGUAAAGUCUGUGGUCAAACCUUUCGUCGUUCUUAUGACCUUUCUCGACAUCAAACGAUCCACCUCAAAAAUCGUCCAUUUUGUUACUGUGAUAAAUGUGGAAAAAAGUUUACUCGUAUGGAUGCGUUACGAAGGCAUGAAAGGGUACAAGGACAUUAUUCUUCAUCAGCGCAACAUCAAAAGCAACAUCGUUCCUUAUCUACUUCUGCUUUACCGCCACAAAAGAUGACUCAUGUUUAACCCUC
This is a messenger RNA of Cokeromyces recurvatus, 1358 nucleotides long. RefSeq lists its product as uncharacterized. NCBI's taxonomy places the organism in Eukaryota, Fungi, Mucoromycota, Mucoromycetes, Mucorales, Mucoraceae. The transcript has 4 exons. Bases 166 to 1353 code for a protein of 395 amino acids. The record is from RefSeq and is a predicted model, not a curated record.